AUGGUCCCUGCAAACUUACGGCUGUCUCCACGCAGGCUCUUCGCCAUCGGGUCACAGCUGUCCCCCGAGCUGGGGAGCUCUGGGAUCGAGAUGCUGGAGACAGACACCUUCAAGCUGCACUGCUUCCAGACGCUGACAGGGAUCAAGUUUGUGGUACUCGCUGACCCGAGACAAUCGGGGAUAGAUUCCCUCUUGCGCAAGAUCUAUGAGAUUUAUUCUGACUUUGCUCUGAAGAAUCCUUUCUACUCACUGGAAAUGCCAAUCAGAUGCGAGUUGUUUGAUCAGAACUUGAAACUUGCUUUGGAGGUCGCAGAAAAAGCUGGACCAUUUGGGCCUGGAUCGUAGCAAAAGUUUUGCUUGCUGCACGAACUACUUUCCCUAAAGAGCAGGGCAUGUCUCUUCCCCACCUGGCCUCUCCCAGAGCUCUGUCCUCCACAGCAGGAACUUCAUCUUCCAAAAACAUGCUUCGUAUAGCCUUUGUGUGACAUUUACCUUAAACAGACUUGUUACUAUUGUUCACCUUGGGCCACAGAAGCUGAUUCUCUUACUGCAGCUCUACUGGUCCUGAAUGAAGAAAGAAAGAAAAGAUGCCGUUCUGUGGCCCUACUGUAGUCAUGUUUUACUUCAUAAUUGUACAUACGUAUUCUUCCUGUAUAGCUCUAAUUUAUGGUUUCACAAAGAUUCUUUGUGUAGAAAUGAUAAACAAUUCCUUAAAGAG
Struthio camelus australis is the source of this 718-nucleotide messenger RNA. Lineage: Eukaryota; Metazoa; Chordata; Aves; Struthioniformes; Struthionidae. The record is from RefSeq and is a predicted model, not a curated record.